UUCACUUUAAGUGAGAGUAGCGCAGACAGAAAUGACGUAGAGGAGCUCACAGCCCGAACAUACGGAUGAAAACAAGGAAGUAGCUAAGAAGCGAGUUUUGUUUUAACACACUGUUAUAAAUUCAUUUCUUUUCGAAAAAAUACAAUGAACAACAAAGGGUCAUAUCCACAACAGGCUGUGUAUCCUCAGCAGAGCUCAGCACCUAUAUACCCUCCUGCUAUGCAAGUGCCACCACCCCAGGUACCUCCAUACACAGAUGCCCCUCCUGCCUAUUCUGAGAUCUAUCAACCAAGGUAUAUGCAUCCACCCCAGGUUACUGGGCAGCUACCUCCCAUAACGACUGCAUACCCUGCAACCCAGAUGUUUGUGCCAAUGCCCCAGACUGUGCCCGUUGGCGCAAUGCCCCCUAAUGUUGCAAUGGGUUACUACCCAAUGGGACCUGUGUAUCCUCCAGGCUCCACAGUAUUAAUGGAAGGAGGAUUUGAUGCUGGAGCUCGAUUUGCCCCUGGCAGCACUGCUUCCAUACCUCCUCCUCCCCCUGGACAUGCUCCAAAUGCAGCACAGCUGGCAGCAAUGCAGGGUGCAAAUGUGAUGAUGACACAACGCAAGAGCAACUUCUUCAUGGGUGGUUCAGGAGGGGGUUACACUAUUUGGUAACAGUUAGAAGGAACUGAUUUGACCAUGACCUUUCCCCUUGUCUGGUGUUCUCUUUUUCCCCUCUCUCCUGCCUCACCAUGGGCAGCUUGGCUAUGCCAUGAUAGUGAUACAACAGAAUGUAAUGUUUUAUAGUCCCUAAUAACAGUACAGUACUUUGAUGUCUUUUAGUUUAAUACAUGAUUAAAUCUUGAAAACAUUUAGAUCAUGUUUAUUUAUGGUUUGAAAACAGACUUUUCCUAAGAUCAUUGUGGCGCAUAAACUAAAACCCAUAAAGGGUUUUUUUGUGUUUUUUUUUUUUUCCCCCGUGAUGUUUAACAAUGUACCCUUAAUACUGUUCGUAAGUUAGGGCUGCCCUGCUAACAUUAAUUUACACAUUAUACCCAUUAAAAAAAUAGUAUAUUUAUUUAAUAUCAGUAAAAGCAGUUAUAUAUUAGACUAUUUUACACAUUCUAAUUACAACAGAGUACUGUACUGUACUAUUUUGGGAAAGAGUAGAUCAAUAUAAUUGGGUGUUAAAAUUGAGCACUGCAUCAUUAAACAGAUUUACAGAUUAAAAUGCAGUAAAUAAGCACUCCUAUUUGAUUCAGAACGUUGGUUGGCUUUUUAAUUAUUUCCACAUCACGUCGGAUACCCAGAACUGUAUAUAAUGCUGUGUUCAGUGAAACAACUGUUUACUUUUCACUAAGAGUUUGUGCUUCACAAAUUAAUUUCUUUAGAAUUAUUCUUAAAGUUUAAUUAGAAGUUUAGAGUUAAAAGUUUUUUUGCAUAAGCACAUCAAACUGUUUUUUUAGUUAACAUUUAAAUGUAUAACCAAGAAGCUGGUUGUACCAAAGAUCUGGAUUAGAAUGCACUAAAAGCUUUAAAUGUGACUUGAAAUUAUUCCCGGAAUAUAUCUGCACAUGUGAUAAAUUAAUAAAUAAUACAUAGAAACAUAUCAGAAAAAUAUUGAUAAUUGCAUCCUGAUGGUUCUGCAUGCUUUUUAUUUUAGGGGACUUUUAUUCAAAGCUAUUUUGUUUUAAUAAAGAUCAGUCUCUUUUUAUUUUUUGAAAUGCUACGUGUUCACCGUCAACCAACUCUGAAAAGUUACACUUUUGAAAGUUGUUUUUUUUGUACUCAUGCUUUCUACAUGCAAAUAGAGUGCCAGUCAUUAAA
Silurus meridionalis is the source of this 1809-nucleotide messenger RNA. It is a transcript of the gene dazap2, whose product is annotated as DAZ associated protein 2. Lineage: Eukaryota; Metazoa; Chordata; Actinopteri; Siluriformes; Siluridae. The record is from RefSeq and is a predicted model, not a curated record. The coding region runs from base 145 to 657 and encodes 170 amino acids. The transcript has 4 exons.